ACCAAGUGGUGUUGCACGAAUACGCCGCACACAAUAUUGUCAUAGAGCGGAAGGUGGUCAAACUCAGCCGGAUGUCGAAUCCGUGUAAUGAUACUGUUUCCGACGACGGAGUACCACUGCAAACGGCCGCCUCCGCAUCCGGGAACGGCCACUUCAUAGUGAAUGAAUAUGUUGGCGAUGGAGAGGGUGAAAUACUGGAAGGGUUCCUCUGCCCGAUUUGCAAGAAUGAUCUACAAACCCCCGAGCGGCUGACUAUACAUGUCGAACAGGAGCACGCAGAAGAACAGGAUCUACUCAAGUCGCUCCGGGAAAUUUUCAGUUUCGCUAAGAAAAAGAUACUCAAUCUCGACGACACCGCCAACGACCUUGUGGCAAAGGGGUUGGACACUGUAGGAAGACAGUCUGAGGGACCGGCAGUCAAUCCACUGCUGCAGACGGGUAAUCAGACUGUUGGCCGUGACUGUGACCACUUGGCCUACUUUAAGGCGGUUCGCAAACCUCGCCUGGAGCGGUACGCCUCGGAAACGAACAAACUCAUCAUCCGACUGGACAAGCUGCUGGCCGGAUGCCCAACCGAGCCGGACCAGAAAAAACGGCACGAACAGAGCAAGGUUCCGUGGGUUGAUGGAAAACUGGUAAAACUGUGCCCGAGCUGUGCGAAAGGGUUCGGCAUCACGCGCCGCCAGCACCACUGUCGCGUUUGCGGCUCAGUGAUGUGCGACGGGUGUUCGCGUUACCUAAACUUCGAGGAGGCUUGGAGCAUUGUGCAACCGAGAUCCAGUCCACCGGGGGCCGGUGGGCCCGGAACCGAAAGAGGCACUGCUGACAUCGCGGCUCGCAACGAAGGACACAACUUUCGCGUGUGCGAACACUGUCUGCAUUUGUUGAUGAAUCGCAUGGAGAUGCAGGACUCGCUCCUGGACCGGCCACCAAUUACGAAGCUGUACGAACGGCUCCGUCAAGAGCGCCACGAUAUCGACCCGAAAAUACCUAUGUACGAUCGGGUUCUCGAAAGCCUCUACGAAGGGAACGUUGUUUAUAGGCUGUCGGAUGCAUCAGCGCUGAGGGAGCAAAUUGGCCGCACUGCCGAGCGGCUUGAUAACAUUAGCAAAACACUGCUGGCCCUGCCGUUUGCGACCGGAAGCAGGGAAGAGGCUUUAAAGAAGGCGAUCCGCUUGGCGAGCAUUUCAUACAUCAAGGAGCGCAUGCUCUCGAUACCGUCCCUGCCGGUCGAGGAAGAGAUCAAGCGCAUCCAGCAGCGCAAGCGUCAAGAGACGGCCCGCAGGCUCGAACAGGAGCGAUUGCUGGCACUGGAAGCUUACGAGCGGUACGAACUGCUUUCCGGGCUUGGCGAAUCAGGCUCAACCGUAACGUACAAUGGUAGCUCCAGUUCCAGCACCGCUUCAACUGCUGAAAUGACCAACGGACGAUUCGGCGCGACCGUUUCGACGAUGGACAACUGGAGUGGCACGCAGGUCGAUAUCGCUUCUGGAAAUUCGAGCUCCGAUCCACUGAUCGAUCAGAUCAACGUCGUGAAGGGUUACAUCCGGCAGGCACGGGAAGCGAUGCGCUUCGAGGAGGUGGCCACCCUCGAACGCAACCUGAGCGAGCUAACCCAAGAAUUCUACCAGCGACAACGUCCGACAUCACAUCCAUAAGCUUAGCAGCCGGAUCGACCGUGGCUCUGCGGCGAACAAUAGAGCGAAUUUUCGAACAACCAAACAGGUCGUACCAGUCUGCUUCAUGAACGUUAGUUUUGUUCUACCAUGUGCGAGCGAACAGUAUUAAAAGACGAACAUGUUUUGAA
Molecule: messenger RNA, 1807 nt
Organism: Anopheles bellator
Lineage: Eukaryota; Metazoa; Arthropoda; Insecta; Diptera; Culicidae
Gene: Rbsn-5
Product: rabenosyn-5
Exons: 1
Coding region: 72-1658 (528 amino acids)
Molecular function (GO): metal ion binding
Source: RefSeq, a predicted model, not a curated record